AUGACCACAACUAUUGAAUCAAAACCAUGUCAAGCAAAUGAUAAUGGAAUCAAUUGUGAAAAAGAUGCCAGAGCAAAAUGUUUUCAUUGUUCACGUGAUUUAUGUUUAACACAUUUUACUGAACAUUCACAAUUUAUUGAUAGUCAAACACGAACAUUUUUAUAUUCACAUGAAAAAAUUUUAAAUGAUUUAUAUAAUAAAUUUGAAUUUCUUUCAAUAUCAUCACGUAUAUUAGAAUAUCCAUUUAUUCAAUUGGAAAAAUGGCGUACAGAUGCUCAUCAAAAAUUAGAUCAAUUAGCUGAACAAAAACAUCAAGAAAUUCAACGAAAAAUUUCUGAAUAUCGAAUUAUAUUUACAGAAAAAACAAAUGAACAAAAACAAAAAAUUGAAUUAUUAAAAAAACAAUUAAAUAAUUUAUCUCAACAAACACAUGUGGCUAAUAAAGAAAUUAAAUAUUUAGAAGAUAAAAUUAAUGAAACAAAAAUUUUUUUACAUUCUAUUGAAAAACAUUCAAUUAAAGUUUCUACUUAUGCUUUUUUUGUUAAUAUUCGAACAAAUUUUUUUGAUUUACAAACUUCACGAAUUAAUCAAUCAUCAUCUCCAAUUGUUACUUCAUCAACACAAUCGACAAGAAAUACACGUUCAGAAUUAAAAGAAUUUAUGAAUAAUGGAAAUAAACAACAUUUAGAUAAAAAACGAUCAUUAUCUGUUUCGUUAUUAUAA
Molecule: messenger RNA, 723 nt
Organism: Rotaria sp. Silwood1
Lineage: Eukaryota; Metazoa; Rotifera; Eurotatoria; Philodinida; Philodinidae
Source: the annotation of a GenBank genome assembly